AUGCACCACGCUGAACUUGGUCCGUCAUGUGGGAGUGCCUUCUACUCACGUUUCUUUGUGGCCGAGCGCAGGGGGCGCAGUUCCACUCUCCUCCAAAGCAUCUGGGACGAUCCCAUUGAAUUCAACACCAAGGCUGAUGAGUUGUGCACCAUGAUCAUCACCGGUCGCGGGGAAUACACCAGGCCGAGGCUUUCAUGCCAGAGCGGCAAGCGCUCCUACCGGUGUGAGUACGUGGGGAAGCCUUACACCUGCCGCUCCUACAACAAAAACCCUCGACACUACUGUGUUCAGAUAACGUGGGGCCUCAGAAAGCUCAAGAAUGCCUGCCAGGCACCAAGGCAGCUCAAACCUCCCACGUGCAGGAGGGCAGCUGACGACUCUCAGAUGGUCUUUUCGUCUGCUUCCUUCUCCCGGUCAUGGCCAGAGGCUUCCUCUAGGACAGCAGCGAGGCCAGCAGCGAGGCCUGCGAGACCUCAACCUCGACCCGCACCAGCCAGGCCGGAUUCUGUGGGGCAGGCUUCCGGGAAAUCCAUUCGAGUCCCACCGAGCGUAAAGGCCACACAGAAAGCCAGUCCACAACCACUGACAGCACCCGGGGAGAGCAAGGCCAAGAGGACGGCUCGGCAGCACUGUUGGAGGUCACUUCAAGGCAUCUGCUCCUAUGUCAUUGGGUUGUUUCGAAAUUAA
This is a messenger RNA of Xiphias gladius (swordfish), 687 nucleotides long. RefSeq names its product fibroblast growth factor binding protein 2a (gene fgfbp2a). The record is from RefSeq and is a predicted model, not a curated record. Gene Ontology annotation, molecular function: growth factor binding. Lineage: Eukaryota; Metazoa; Chordata; Actinopteri; Istiophoriformes; Xiphiidae. Gene Ontology annotation, biological process: cell-cell signaling.